Talaromyces atroroseus is the source of this 1668-nucleotide messenger RNA. RefSeq lists its product as hypothetical. The record is from RefSeq and is a predicted model, not a curated record. Gene Ontology annotation, biological process: mitochondrial lysyl-tRNA aminoacylation. Bases 1 to 1668 code for a protein of 555 amino acids. Gene Ontology annotation, cellular component: mitochondrion; cytoplasm. Gene Ontology annotation, molecular function: tRNA binding; lysine-tRNA ligase activity; ATP binding. NCBI's taxonomy places the organism in Eukaryota, Fungi, Ascomycota, Eurotiomycetes, Eurotiales, Trichocomaceae. The transcript has 5 exons.
AUGCAAUCCAUUGGCCCCAGGAGGGCCUCCCAGAGCCUUCUGGGUAAGUUGUCUCAAUGUUGUCGGGCUUCCUCUGUAUCAUCGUCACAUUCAAAACUCGCUCGCCCUCUCCCCCUGGAAACGCCCAUUCGGUGUAAUAGUACACAGUCUACCGCUCAGCAGCCUGGUUUCGCAGACCGCGUGCAAGAAGUCCAGGCCGCUGUACAAAACGCGUAUCCGCGGUUAGAGAAUAGUCCCAACAGGCUCGGCGUGGAGGAAUUUCGCCGGCGAUACGACUAUCUUGAGCCCAAUCAGGUAGUAGAGGAGGACAAAGUUGUGGUCCAGGGCAGAAUACGAACAUACAGGCUGGCUGGCAGCAAAUUGAUAUUCUUUGAUAUCGUCCAAAAUGAUCACAAACUACAGGCCAUGUGCAACAUGCGUUUGUUGGCCGAUGUAACACCUCAGAAAUUUAAGCAACUAUAUCGUCUACUGCGUCGCGGAGAUGCCUUCUCUAUCACAGGAAAACCGCAUCGAACCGGACGAGGCGAGCUCACAGUGCAAGUCACUGAGCUCCCAACCCUUUUAUCCCCUUCUUUACACGAUAUCCCCGUGGACACCAAAGAGCAUGGCACCGAUGCAUACCCUCGCCAUGUCCAGUUUCUCGCCGACAAGCCAACGUCGGACACCUUGCGAAUCCGGUCAGCAAUUGUCCAAUACAUCCGCCAGUUUUUUGUUGGGCGUGAUUUUAUGGAGGUCAACACUCCUAUCAUGGCAGGCGAAGCAGGAGGCGCAACUGCCCGGCCCUUUGUUACUGCUGCAAACGAGUUCCCAGAUAAGCCACUUUACCUGAGGAUAGCCCCCGAGCUAUGGUUGAAGAGGUUGGUUAUAGGUGGAUUCGAUCGAGUUUUUGAGAUUGGGCCAUCCUUUCGGAAUGAAGGUAUUGACAAAACUCACAACCCCGAAUUCACGACCUGCGAAUUCUACAUGGCCUACGCAAACCUGGAGGAUGUCAUCUCCAUGACUGAGAGACUAUUCUCAGGCCUCGCCGCGCAUGUGUCGCAAUGCAAAGAGCGCAUAGAAUCAAAUAUACCAGACCCAAGCCUCAAAUUCACCACCCCUUUUCGCCGCAUAGAUUUUAUUCCGGAUCUGGAAGCUGCCAUGAAUCGGACACUACCAGACUUGUCCACGGCCACUGCAGAGGAAGACGUGAAGAAGCUUUUCGAGGAGCUCUCCAUCCCUCUACCGGAGCUUCCUACCUUGCCUCGCUUGAUGGACAAGCUCUGCUCAACCUAUCUCGAGCCGCAAUGUCACGAGCCUACAUUCAUAAUGCACCCCCCCGAAUGCCUUUCGCCGCUCUCAAAAUCCUUUAUACACCCAGCCACGCAGAAUAGGCAGCGCGUUGCUGCUCGAUGCGAGCUCUUCAUUCAAGGCAGUGAGUAUGUGAAUGCGUACGAGGAGGAGAACUCCCCGUGGGAGCAGCGGCGGAAGUUUGAGCAGCAGGCAGUCUUCAACCAGCAGACAAAAGAGUCCGGGGGCGUCGACGAAAGCUAUCUGCAGGCCAUGGAAUGGGGUCUGCCGCCUACUGGAGGAUGGGGGUGUGGUAUUGACAGGCUUGCGAUGCUCUUUACGGACUCGAGACGGAUUGGUGAUGUUUUGCCUUUUAGGAGCUUGAGGGCUGUUUCGAGUUGA